UAAAUCCAGCCUGCGCUUGGCGGACUCCGUGCCAAUGUUUUCGAUGUGGCAGAUGUUCUCCACCUGCAUCUGCGUACUGAAGAUCACCGCGGUUGCUUAGAAGGGGUAUCACUCAGCAAUACAAAGUUUCUCUGCUGUAUCCUCUUGCGGAACGAGUACCUUGAGCUGCACAGGAAGUCUCGCACUUGGUGUGUGAUAGAUUCUGGGCCUGUCCAACGUCACCGCGAAGUGUCUACCGAUCCUGUUUUUAUCCAAUACAAACUUCCCGUACCGGCACGACUUCUUGGAACGCUAUUCUUCCGACCUCGUGACAAAAAAUCCUCGGAGCAAGAGACGCAAUAUACAAGUGUGAUGUUGAGUGGCAGUUGAAGACCGCCGGUAGCCGGUACGACAACAAUAACCGUGUGUCUACCGGCUUCCACAGCUCACCGUCCUUUCUUCCCGACAUUAUGGCCACGAUGGCUGAAGUGAGCCAGAAGCCGUCGAGUGAAGACUCUGGGGGAGCAUCUAUGCCGGCUACAAUGGCGCACUUCGAGACGACGGUGCCCGAUAGCAAGUUAAAUGGCAGCCCCGGUCCGGUUGUGCGAAGAAACGACAAGAUAAAUGGGGAUGUGGGUAACCGGAUGAUAUCCUCAAAUGGUACCAAAGGAGACGGAUCACCCGACAAAGUGACCCAUUUCUCUACCACAUCGAUCGAUUCGGGUCCGUCGAAGAGGUCCUUCGGUUCCGCCCUGAAACUGUCGUCGACCGCGACGGACGUGCAGUCACCGAGUCGGAAAGAGCUGGGAGAGUCAGACAGUGGACUAGACGGCAAUGCAACGACACCUGUAGCUGGGAGAAAGAGCGUUCAAUUCUCAAGAGAUACACUGGACCUUGACCAGUACGCCAGCGGCCAGAGCACACCACCCUUGCGUAGAGGCGAAAGUUCAGAACAGGACAAACCUCACUCGUUGUAUGCCAGAUUGAGGGCCCUUGCUAUCCCUCAGACCAUCAACCACAACCGUAGUGCCAGUGCCUUGUCUCUGAGUGCACAAUCUGCAGAAGGCAAAGACUUCGAUGGACACUUGUCUGGACAGGCAUCUCGCAAUGAGCCUGGAUUGGCCGCCACCAUGGAAGAAGACAGCGGUGCUGAAGGCGAUGCCGAUGUCGACGCCGAAGAAAGUGCUGCCGAGACCAGCAGGAAGCCCGGUCCCUAUCGACGCCGAAAGAAGAUGCGUCGAUUUGACGACGUCGAAACCGCACCUUCAUCGCCGCAUAGUCUUAUGCGGGCUGGCUUUGCAAGUGCUCCUCUUGAUUCUGACCCCAAUCGACCUCGUGCGCUUGUUAGGAGGGCCACAGACACAGACAUGACUCGAAACCAGUCAGGUCUAUCUGAAGACGAAGGACGCAAACUGGCCGCCGGUAGCGGGUGGACACCGCGUCAUCCCCUGCGUGGGCUCAGCUACGGAGGACAGCGCAAGCAGACCGAGUCGCCCGAGGCGAACAGAAGACCGAUGACUUUGCUCAGCUUCACUAACGUCAGCUCGUCUCGAGACGCCAACGGAAUGGAUGCGCAGACGCCCAAGACUCCUUCCCGUCGAAAGCUGAUGGCAGAACGAGGGUCUACGUUGAGUUCGCAGAAAUGGCGGCAAUUGAAGAACAGCAUACGUUUUCUAGGUCAGAACAAGAAGAAAGAGCGUACACCCGACCAUGAAAAGUCGGCCGAACUAUUAGCAGAGUUGCAGGCUGGGACUCCUGCUGCGCUGAUGCUUGCAAGCAUGUUUCAACGUGAUGAGCACGACCACAAAAGAGUACCGGUCCUACUAGAACAACUCAAGGUGCAGAUCACCGACAGUGAAGUCGCCAAAGACAAGGAUGCUGACGAGAAGUCCGCGGAUCGACACUUGAUUUUCAGAAUCGAACUUGAAUAUGGUAACGGCAUUAGUCGGAUGAAAUGGGUUGUCAAACGAUCACUUGGUGACUUUAUGAACCUGCACGUGAAAUACAAGUUUCACUACAGUUCGGAGAAACUCAAGGGCAGAGGCGACCAAAGCAAGCGUAUGCCAAAAUUCCCUCGCAGUGCGUUCCCGUACGCAAAGACAUUUCGAGGCCUGGAAGAUGAGGAGGACGAGGAAGAAGACGCAAACGCGGACAACGACCCUGGCACUGCAACCGACACCGAUAGACCAAGCCCAUGGACACCUUUGCGCCCGGGUUUGACGCCGAAUCGACGGAAGUCGAGCAUAGCUGGGAUGGCCGAUACUCCUGGUGCGCAACGGGAUAAAUUCGCCAACAAGCAACGCAAAAAGCUCGAACAGUAUCUGCAAAAAAUGAUCCAGUUCCUGCUCUUUCGUCCGGAGAGCAACCGACUUUGCAAAUUUUUGGAAGUGUCAGCAUUGGGAAUGCGUCUCGCGUCAGAAGGCAGUUAUCAUGGCAAAGAAGGCUUCCUUGCUAUACGGUCCGCAAAAGGUCUCGAUUUCAGGAAGACUUUGAAACCGCACUAUGUCAUCCGUCGACAUGCACCGAAGUGGUUCCUUGUCAGACAUAGCUAUGUCGUCUGCGUUGAUUCACCAGAGGAAAUGCAUAUCUAUGAUGUGUUUCUGUUUGACUCUGACUUCAGGAUCCAGUCAUCGAGACCACGGCAGGGCGAGCAGCAAAGAAGAGCGAAGGAAAUAGCUUCAGCUGCACGAGAAUCCGCAAAGCACCCACAACAUCACCGGCUGAAAUUGGCCAACUCGGAAAGAAAGCUCAAACUCCUGGCUAGGAAUGAAAGACAGCUACACCAGUUCGAGGAGUCUAUUCGGCUUAUGAUUCUAACUUCGCCUUGGGUCAAUGUCAACCGGUUCGAUAGCUUUGCUCCCGUCAGACCAAACUGCUUUGCUCAAUGGCUCGUAGAUGGAAGAGACCAUAUGUGGGUGGUGUCCCGUGCCCUGAACCAAGCCAAGGACGUGAUCUACAUCCAUGAUUGGUGGUUGAGUCCUGAGCUGUACAUGAGACGCCCUCCGGCUAUCAGCCAGAAAUGGCGUCUUGAUCGACUGCUUAAAAGGAAGGCUGAAGAAGGCGUCAAAAUCUUCAUCAUUGUCUAUCGCAAUAUCGAAUCGGCCAUUCCGAUAGAUUCUCAGUACACCAAGUUUUCUCUCCUCGACCUUCACCCGAACGUUUUCGUCCAGCGUUCGCCCAACCAAUUCCGGCAGAAUACCUUCUUCUGGGCACAUCAUGAAAAGCUGUGUAUCGUUGACCAUACUGUUGCUUUUGUUGGCGGGAUCGAUCUGUGCUUCGGAAGAUGGGAUACACCUCAGCAUACACUUGUCGAUGACAAGCCGACUGGUUUCGAACCCAGCGAACAGCCUAAAGAUGCCGAUCAUUGUCAAUUAUGGCCGGGUAAGGACUAUUCAAAUCCACGCGUCCAGGACUUUUAUGCACUCAACAAACCCUAUGAAGAAAUGUACGAUCGCCAGAGAGUGGCUAGAAUGCCUUGGCAUGAUAUUUCCAUGCAGAUCGUUGGACAACCAGCGCGCGAUUUAACUCGACAUUUUGUGCAGAGAUGGAAUUACAUCUUGAGACAGCGAAAACCCACUCGUCCAACACCUUUCCUCUUGCCUCCACCAGAUUUCCAGCCUGCAGACCUAGAAGCUUUGGGCCUCGACGGCACAUGCGAGGUUCAAAUCGUCCGUUCCUCUGGUCCUUGGUCCAUGGGCACGCCAGACAAGACAGAACACAGUAUCAUGAAUGCUUACACCAAGCUCAUCGAAGAGUCCGAACAUUUCGUCUACAUGGAGAACCAAUUCUUCAUCUCGAGUUGUGAAACAGAAGGUACUACAGUACACAACCAGAUCGGCGAUGCUCUGGUGGAACGUAUCACUCGAGCGUCCAAGAAUGACGAAGCGUGGAAGGCUGUCAUCGUAAUUCCCCUAAUACCUGGUUUCCAAAACACUGUCGAGCAAGAAGGGGGCACCAGUGUACGUUUGAUCAUGCAGUAUCAAUAUCGCAGCAUUUGUCGUGGAGAAUCUUCGAUCUUUGGCCGACUGAAAGCUCUUGGCAUUGAGCCAGAAGACUACAUCCAGUUCUACAGCUUACGACAAUGGGGCAGAUUGGGUCCUCGGAAGACGCUGGUCACUGAGCAACUCUACAUUCAUGCUAAAUGUAUGGUCGUCGAUGACCGGGUCGCCUUGAUUGGGUCGGCGAACAUCAAUGAACGAUCGAUGCUGGGCAAUCGCGACUCGGAGUGCGCGGCUGUCGUACGCGACACAGACAUGGUUUGGUCAAGGAUGAAUGGCAAACCAUACCAGGUUGGCCGAUUCCCCCAUACUCUCCGGAUGCGGUUGAUGCGCGAACAUCUCGGCCUCGAUGUGGACAAAAUCAUGGAAGAAGCUCAAGCCAUGGAAGCCGAGCACCGGAAGAAUGAACCCGCCGGACGAUCUGCAAAGCCAACGUCUACAAACGCCACGAACGACAGUCCAGUCUCCGAGCAGGGUGACGUUCUAGCUCCUCUAGACAGUGGCGAGGACAGAGUGCGAGAGGUUCGUGAAGAGUUGUUGCAGCGUGACGAGGAAUUGUGGAGUUUCAAUCAUGACGUGGACUGGGAACAAGGCGACAACCCCAACCUCAAGAGUAACCGAAAAUUGACAGAAGACUCUCGCGUCACUGGAAAUGCACAGCACCGACAAGAUGUUGAAGGGCAAGGUUUCGAUCACAUGGAAGAAAUUGGUGAGGAAGGUUACGGUAUCGGCAGAGAUACUACAUUGGUCAAAGGCAACAAAGAAGUGUUGAUAGCUGAUGUUGGUCCUGAAGGAAAGGCCAGUCUACAGCACCCAAGGAAGCAUGACGAAGAAUUGCGCCUUCCGUCAUAUGUGGUCAAGAUGGAGAUGCCAAACCCACCGCUGCCUCCAAAGCCUCCUAUCCAUAGGAUGAACACCGAGGAGCUUGGGCUGCCGAUGGUGUCGACACUGCCUUCUCUACCACACGGCGACGAUUCCGACAUUGGUGGGCCUUCACUUCUCAAGACGCCAACGACAGAGUCUGCUCGUGGCCACCAUCCUCUUAUGAGUGACAUUCGAAGACCGCUGGUCGACCGUGACUGCAUGAUGGACCCUAUCCAUGAUGCCUUCCUGUACGAUACCUGGCAUGCUGUUGCAGAGAACAACACCAAGAUCUAUCGCAGUGUCUUCCGAUGCAUGCCGGACAAUAUGGUCCGAAACUGGGACGACUAUCACCAGUACGUCGCUUACGAACACCGGUUCGAAGCCCUCCAAGGCAAUGAUGUUCCAAUGGAGGAUAAGGUCCCUCAUCCGGCUCGAUCAGGGUCGAAUCCCAAGACUGGCCCACCAGGUGCAGGCAUUACUACUCGUACACCCGGCGCGCAGCAUUUGAAAGCUCUCACCGAAGUCCCGGCGGACCUCGAAAAGCGCACCACUGACCUCAAAGAGAAAGUCAUGGGCGCGUUUGGUGACAAAACGAAAGGAGAGCAGGGCGAUGCCGAGAAAGAGGCUCUUCGCAAAUGGGCAACUGACCUCAAUCAAGCACAAGCCGAUAGGUCAGGGAAGCCCUCGCUUCACCGUCAAGAGACUAUAGGAGAAGAGAGAGCUGGGCUUCCGACCGUUCACGAGGGUUCGACGCUCCGUGAAGAUGGCAGUGCUGAAGUGGACGGAGACAGUCUAGGCAACGAUGCGGCUAAUGUUAGUCCUAGCACGGCAACAGCUGUGGAAAAAGAAAAGUCAUCAACAAAUGGAACACCACCUACUACGAGCGGUGCGUUUGUCGGCUACUCAGAUGCAAUGAACCAAAACUCUGCUGCCGCGGCAGGUUCAGCCGCAACGGGCAGUACGCGCAGACGACGCCGUGCUACUACUAGGUCUAGUAGACGCGAAUUCAGUGCAAGCGACGAUAUCCUCAGCAUUGAAGAGGCCGAGGAGUUGUUGGAGUGCGUGCAAGGACAUCUUGUCGUCUGGCCCUAUGAUUGGCUUGAGAAAGUUGAGGCCGGAAGUAAUUGGCUGUUUCCGCUUGAUCAGAUCAGUCCGAUCGAAAUUUAGUAAGUAUUGGAAUUGGUUGUGUGCGGGUACCCAGGCUGACAAGCGUCUUUUCCAGUAUCUGAUCAGACGCCACUACCGAGCCAGAUACUGAGUUUUACGAAUCUCUAUGCAUUGCAUCGAUAUACACGGGUUCAAAGGAGCAGCGGCGACAAAGACAGCGGCAGUGCAGCAACAUUUGGCAAUGCAUAGCGAGCGUGGUGUUUGGGUAAAAGGAGCAGUCUACAUCAAGGAGCAUGCACUGGGUAUUCGAGGUUAUACUAUUCAUUACGGCCGAUUGAAUUUGUCUUAUCAUUGGGUUUGCUGUUUUGUACUCUAUGACUCGGAGAGAAACAGGACUGGCAUGCUAGAGGAGCAGUAGACAGACUAUAUAUGUAGCUCCUGCAUGGGUUUUAUUCGUACUGUAUUGAUAUAUGAUCACCCCACAA
Molecule: messenger RNA, 6433 nt
Organism: Exophiala viscosa
Lineage: Eukaryota; Fungi; Ascomycota; Eurotiomycetes; Chaetothyriales; Herpotrichiellaceae
Product: phospholipase D
Exons: 2
Coding region: 450-6008 (1852 amino acids)
Biological process (GO): phospholipid catabolic process
Cellular component (GO): intracellular membrane-bounded organelle
Molecular function (GO): phosphatidylinositol binding; D-type glycerophospholipase activity
Source: RefSeq, a predicted model, not a curated record